Molecule: messenger RNA, 1768 nt
Organism: Erigeron canadensis
Lineage: Eukaryota; Viridiplantae; Streptophyta; Magnoliopsida; Asterales; Asteraceae
Exons: 6
Coding region: 119-1498 (459 amino acids)
Source: RefSeq, a predicted model, not a curated record
UAUCAAUCAGUUCUUACAUUCUAUGUUUCGCAAAAGAGAUUUCACGUGCCCUGAUUAUCAUUUGAUCACACUCAGCUCAGCUCCUUCUUUGCAAAUUAAUUGACGUCGAGGGUUAACGAUGUUAGCUGGUAGUCAGCAAGGUCUGAUGUUGGUACGACUAGUUUUCGCGUUAUUGGCAAUAUGUGCUCAAAAUUCUGAAGCUCGUGUGACAGUUGAUCAAAACGGGGUGAAAUCAAUGGUGUAUUUAUCACCUAAGAUAACCCAACACCCAGGAUCCGUGUCCAACAAAUACUACUACGACGUCGAGUUCCCAAAAGGUCAUAUCGGUCUAAAAAGUUUCAAUGCUGAAGUUGUUGAUGAAGCAGGGAACCCUGUUUCACUUCAAGAAACUUAUCUCCACCACUGGGUUGCAGUAAGAUAUUACCAACGAAUAGGUAUCAAAGAUCCGAAUUAUAAUAAUGGUGGUAAACUCGGGUUUCACCAAUCGGAUGUGAUCAUUGCUGGGAACUCUGGAGUAUGCAAUAAUGGUCUGACUCAGUUUUUUGGAUUGGGGUCUGAAACACGAAAAACGUCCACAUAUGUUCCUGAUCCUUAUGGAAUUGAAGUUGGGAACCCACUUGAAGUUCCUGCUGGUUAUGAAGAGAAAUGGCUGGUUAAUAUCCAUGCAAUUGACACUCGUGGUACUGUAGAUGCCAAAGGAUGUACCGAAUGCAGAUGUCACUUAUAUAAUGUAACGGAGGAUGAAUAUGGUCGUCCACUGAAGCCAGAUUAUGAGGGUGGGUUAUACUGUUGCUAUGAUGGAACACAAUGUGAAGUGAAAAACGGACUCGAAAGCAUUAAACGAAACCUUUACCUGAAGUACACUGUUAAGUGGGUUGAUUGGAGUGACUCCAUUGUACCUGUUAAAAUCUUCAUAUUUGACGUCACUGAUACAUGGCAGAACACUGGAAUCCAUGAUUGCCUUAUUGAGUAUAAUAUUGAACAAUCUACCACUGGAGUGACUAAUAAUGAUUUCACUAGCACUAGAAGGUCAAAUGCCGGUUUUCCAAGUUCUGGUGAUGUCGUUUAUGGUGUUGCUCACCUCCACAGUGGCGGAAUAGGUUCUGCAUUGUAUGGAGAGGAUGGACGGGUUAUUUGCUCUUCUCAAUCUAUUUAUGGGCAAGGAAAUGGGGUUGGAGAUGAAGCCGGUUACAUUGUAGGAAUGUCGACUUGUUAUCCUAAGCCAGGUUCUGUGAAGAUAUCCAAAGGUGAAGUUCUAACUCUGGAGGCUAAUUACAGCAGCGAAAAGAGCCAUAUAGGUGUCAUGGGCCUCUUCUACAUUCUUGUUGCAGAGCCUUCUUUGAAAAUGAAUGAUCCAAUUCAAACUCAACAACAGUCGGUGGUUCCAAUCUUCUUUUGGGGAAUAGCUUUGUUUGGAUUGGCAAUUUCUGCUGCUAUUGUAGUUUCUUAUCGGAGAAACAAACAAACUGAGGAGGGCUACCAGUCUAUUGCAAGUUAAUCAACCUUCUUCUCUGAUUUGAAAUGAUGGGGAUGCAUGCUAUACUAUGUUGGCCUUGUUGGUUUGUAGAAACUAAAUCAUUUAAUUAUGAUCGUAAGUAUGUAUGUUAAAAGUUAUAAGGAAUAAGGAUAUAUCACUAAUAUGAAAUAAAGUUUGGUUCGCAGUUUAUCACUGUAAUCGUGUAGAUUAGAUCAAGAAUGAUGAUUUUGUUGUAUAGGUUGAAUCAAACUUCUAUAUAUAUUCCGUAAUAAUAGUAUGUACAUUAUUUUA